Sitodiplosis mosellana (orange wheat blossom midge) is the source of this 4124-nucleotide messenger RNA. RefSeq lists its product as uncharacterized. The transcript is spliced from 5 exons. The coding region runs from base 681 to 3299 and encodes 872 amino acids. Lineage: Eukaryota; Metazoa; Arthropoda; Insecta; Diptera; Cecidomyiidae. The record is from RefSeq and is a predicted model, not a curated record.
AUCGGAUGAAAUUCGGUUAUCAUCCAACUGUACGCUACACUCGAAUCACAUCCAUUUGUGACGGUUAUAAUGUGUGUGAAAACUGACUGACUGACUGAGAAUUAUAUAUGUACAACAGAUUUGAUCGUUUUCAUCUUUGAAUCAAUUGAGAAAUCAGAACCGUUGUGCAACAUUUUCAAUUGUAAAUGUCACUUGAAAUCUUCAAACUAUUCAUUAGCUCUAGAAAUAUGCACGAUAUAAUAAUCAUUUUCAGUAUAAAAAACUGUCGAAGCAAAAACAUUUUGCUUCUCUUUGGGGAUUUCCCUUUCUGUCUCCAAUUCGUAAAACAGCAGUUUUGACGCAGAAACCGUCACGCCAUUCAAAUGUGGUGUUCAAAGGAUGAAACAUUGGCGCCGAACGAUUCGUUUUGCAAAUGUCACUCAGCACAGCGGCUCAUUGGUGUAGGAACAUUGACAAGAAAUUGGCGCACAUUUUUUUGAGUGAACAUUCAACGAAAAAAGGCAAUUUUUUUUGCGAAAUAGUUGCUUUAAUUGCGAGACCAAAACCCUUUUAAAGAUUAUUUCGCAAUUUUGAGGCGAGAUCCGCAUUGAGACAGGGAGACAGAGAGCAAACGAAGCCUGAUCUAUUCAAAUCGUUUGGAUUCAUACGAAGUGGACUUAUUGUGACCGAGAUCCAUCGCGAUGGCGAGGCGUAAGCGGCACAAUAAGACGUUUGGUAAGCCAAGGGAGAAUAAAGUCCAGAUGAAAAAGCACUCAAUUGUGAAGAAAAAACGUGUCAAUCGGAAAGAAGAUCCAGAAAAACAGUCGACAGAAAAUGGAACAAUCGAAAUCGGCGCGAUCAAAUUGGCAUUUAAUUCGAUAAUUAAUCCGAAGUUAACAGAAACAGAAAGAGGAUUUCUGAUCCAUAAGUUCUUCGAGAAAUGUUUGAAUGCUACGAAAGUCAUGCAUCUUGCAUCGAUGUUAAUGCUCUACACAAUUAACGAAGCAUUUGAUGAUGGCAAUUUGGACUUCUUCGUGAAUCAAAACGGAGCAAAUUUGAUUACAGACUGUUUCAACUGUGUCACAUCGAACAACAUCAACGAUCCACUCACAGCCCAAAUGCCAGACGCAUUUCUCGCGAUGGUGACCCAAGGUAGCCCCAACUUUGAAUGGCCACGCCGCCAUCAAAUGACUCGCCAAGUUUAUGCUCUCAAGGACCAGUAUGUGGCCAAUGUGAAGACAAAUUUGGAGACGCACUGUUGGGUGAGAUUGACCCACUUUCUACGUGUAAAGUGCCAUGAAUUCAAUCACAAAGGAAGCCCACUUGGCGUUAUUUAUGAUGCAUCAUACUUGCCUUUCGAUGACAUUGACAUUCGAAAUACGAUGAAAAAUUUGAUGUACAAUGAAGAUUGGACUUAUGAUGAUGAUGAAAGUCGAAAGUCGAAGAUGGAAAUACUGUUUAAGGAAGUGUCUCCGCUUUGUGGCCCAUCAUUCGUAAAAUACUUCACAAUGUACGAAUACAUUCAAAAGGACUGGUUCGAGUCUUUGUGGAUGUGGAUAGGCAUGCAACGAAUUGUAGAGAAAUUUUUGAUCGAUACGGCUCACCUUCGUGAACAGUGGAAAGCAUACGAUCGUGAUCCAGUGAACAAUCGAGAGCCGUCGGUACCGAAGAUACCAAAAGUGAAGAAUUUCGCCGCUAUUCCACUCUGUGAUACAAAACUGAAGCACAUACCAUUCGACCAUAAAGAUUUGAUUGAUUUCAUUGGCCAGUUGAGAAAUGAACGGGGAUGGGAUAUCCGUGCUGAUUAUCGUACAUACUACAAGCAAGGCGAGAACAAAGACGAGGCAUGGGGAAUUGUGUUCGAUAUGGACAAAAUCAGACAGCUCAGAACCGGUUCGAAAGAGUUUUACCACAAAAUUCAAACCAACAGUAGUGCCGUGUCGGUGUUGUUUAGCAGACCCAAACGCAAAGGAGCCGGCGUGACUCUGUCUGAAAUCAAAGCAAAGUACGAAAAGCCAGUCAGCAAAGGCGGUUACAAGUAUGAGUCAGGAAUUGAUCUCGGCCAGAAAACAAAAAUGGCCUGCGUGCGUCGGACUCUCGCUACUGGAAUUGAAACCAACAUCAAAUUAUCGAGUAUUCAAUAUCACUGGGGUGCGCGACAAGGAAUGCGCGACAAACAGGCCACGAAAAUGACCAGAAAGUACGUGCACAAAGAACAGCGCGACUUGAAAAGCUAUCCGAUCACAUCCGUAUCGCCGCGAGGAUCACAAUGGAAAUCAUUCAUUAAGCACAAAAUCAAAAUGCUGACAGAUUCAUUGGCUACAUACGCCAGAAGAAAAUACGCACAGCUAUCGUUGCACAAGUACAUCGAGUCUAAUCGCGAAAUGGAUUUGAUGGCUAAACACAUAACAAACAAUGAGACAGGAGUUGUAUUCCUUGGUGAUGCGGCGUUCCCAUCAAAUUCGAAAAUCGGUGUGAAAAGAACAAAACGAUCACCGGAUCAGCGAAAGUUCAUAGUUAGCCUAAAAAAGAACGGCAAAACGGAUGUUGUGCUUACCCCAGAGCCGUAUACAUCACAAACCUGUGCCAAUUGCUUGCGGCGAUUUCCGAGAAGCACAAAAAGUGACCGAUUCAAAGUGUGCAAAGAUUGUCGCCCACACAAGGAUGUGAGACUCCCACCGGUUAUUGUGACUGAUCGAAGCAGACGGCGCAAGCAACGUGAUCGAAAACAAAAUGCCAGCCAAAAGCCAACAGCAAAUGUAACUAGAGCCGAAAAAGCUGAGAAGCACCGGGAAAAGCGUCGAAGUGAGCGCGAAAGCCACAAUCCAGAGCAAUUGGAUACCGAACAGGCAGUGAGACGGUACAAUCGACGCAUACGACGGCGUGAACUACGUCAACGACGUCGAGUUGCAGGCCAUCGCAGUCGUAAAGUAACCAAACAACCGGAAGCGGAAUCCGAUUUGCCAGGUUUUGGUAAAAUUGGUGACACAAGUAUUUGCAAGAUUCGUGUCAAAAAUCGUAAGGCCAAACCACAAUUAUGGCAGCGAAUACAUUACGAUGCAACUGAUAAAGGAAUUGGGUUAUUGGGGUCAAAGAAAAUAGCCUUCCAGAAAAACUGGCACUCAAGCCCAAUGAAUGAUCAGAACGCUUUUACUGCUACUUGGCAUCGUGACAUCUGUGCGGCGAAGUGCAUCUUGUACAGAGGCCGUUGUAUGGUUUUCGACUUGAAUGUGCACGAAUCAUUUUUGUUACCACCAGAAAGGAUACGGCCAAAAUGUCGAGAUGGCCAAUCGAGAUGGCCAAUCAAAUGCUGUCGAUGAUAAGUAGAGCGUAGAUCAAGAGAAUAAAAUAAAACAUUAACGAUUAGUUAUUAUCAAAGCUUGAUUUUUGUGGCUUUGUACAUUAAAAUGUGUGUGCAAAUACACGAUGUAAUACGGCUUAAGCCCGUAGGUAAGUUGUUGUAUGUAAGAUUUUCUCAGUCAGUUGGUCAAUUUCAAUAUCCACACCAAUAUUUACCAAAGUCAUAAAUGGACCUAGUUCAAGUGAAGCGUACAGUUGGAUGAUACUCGAGGUGGGUCCAUUUAUGACCUUGUUUCACACGUGAUUUGUUAUUUUGUUAUCAAUUGAUUCAUAAUCGUUUUUAUAUCCUUCUAAUUGAUUUGUUUUUACCGUUUUUUUCUACUUCCAUCGUGACGUUAAAAAUGACUGAAACUACACACAAAUGCGGGCCUUAAUUCGACCGUUUACAUACGCUUGGUAAUGGAUGUAUUUGCGUUAACAAUUGUUUCUUGGGUACAGGAAACAUAUACAAUGGUAAAUAGAUAUCCGUUGCCAGCAUUUCCGGAUCAUCAUUAUUCGCAAAUUGGUGGUACAAUUGAACGCGGUGAACAUUUUGUCGAUACCAAUAUGGGUACUUGUUGCCACCAAAAUUCUCAUUAUGAAUGUUUGAGUAACUUCAAUAGCCGUAGCUUGAUGCAAAAGUCAAAGAACGGAGCCGAUUACAGCAAUUGCAAUUUUCAAUCCAAAUAGAAUAUCUAUAAGCCAGCCGAAAAUAAUUUUUAAGAAUCGGUUGUUAAAAUUUAAAUUAAUUUGGUUCUAUGCGAAAUUUGUUGGAAAAUAAAGCUUUUGUUUUGGAAAUUAUCAAA